AUGUCGACAGCACCCGCACUCUCCCUGCAGAAGACCACUGUUGCCCUGGUGCAGCUCGGGUCCACUUCGUUCGACAAGGCGUUUAACCUGAAACGCGCACGUGAUGCCGUUCUCCGUGCUGCGUCCACUCGACCUGGCGCAUCCUCGUCGGCGUCGUCCGCAUCCAUAUCUGCACCUGUAGGCAUGGUCGUGCUGCCCGAGUGCUUCAACUCCCCCUAUGGCGUCAAGUACUUUGCCGAAUAUGCCGAGUCCUUCGGAGGUGCCUACCAAAAGAUCAAGAAGCCGCUCCCUUCCGCACUGCCACGCAUGGGCAAGGGCAAGGAAGAGAUCCGCUGGACCAUCGACGCAUCCACCGACCCCAGUGCAGAGUCCAAGCUGGCUCGCGAAAAAGGAAUCGGCAAACCUGUCGACAUCGACGAACAUCUCCAAAAGCUCUCGCCCAGUCUCAAGAUGCUCUCGGAAACAGCUCGCGAGGCUAACGUCGUGCUCGUCGGUGGAAGCGUGCCCGAACGCGACGACCUCACCGGCAACAUUUACAACUCUUCGUGCGUCUUCAACGAGCAAGGUCAGCUCAUCAGCAUCCAUCGCAAACUCCAUCUCUUCGACAUUGACAUUCCCGGGAAGAUGACGUUCCAAGAAAGUGAGACGCUGUCGGGCGGCGAUCGCGUCACUCUGUUCGACUGCAGUCUCGGCCGUUUCGGUUUGGGUAUUUGCUACGACUUGCGCUUCCCAGAACCCGCUAUGAUUGCGGGCCGUCUCGGUGCGGGAUGCAUCAUCUACCCCGGUGCGUUCAACACCACCACCGGCCCUGUCAGCUGGGAGCUCCUCCUUCGUGCGCGCGCCACAGACAACCAGGUGUAUACCUUGGGUUGCAGUCCCGCUCGCCCCAGUCAGCAGGCCAUGGAUGGUGUGUUGACAGAUAAGGAUGGAUGGCGAGAGGGCGAGAAGGCGUACCCCGCUUGGGGUCACAGCAGCAUCAUGGGACCGUUGGGAGAUGUAAAAGCUAAGCUGGCUGAACAAGAGGACACGCUGUUCUUCACUCUGGAUCCUGAAGAGGUGCAGCAGACCAGGAGGAACAUCCCCAUCAGCACGCAGCGCAAGUUCGACGUCUAUCCCGACGUCACAUGCGGUUGA
Sporisorium graminicola is the source of this 1134-nucleotide messenger RNA. RefSeq lists its product as uncharacterized. Gene Ontology annotation, molecular function: omega-amidase activity. The transcript has a single exon. Bases 1 to 1134 code for a protein of 377 amino acids. The record is from RefSeq and is a predicted model, not a curated record. Gene Ontology annotation, biological process: oxaloacetate metabolic process; L-glutamine metabolic process. Gene Ontology annotation, cellular component: mitochondrion. Lineage: Eukaryota; Fungi; Basidiomycota; Ustilaginomycetes; Ustilaginales; Ustilaginaceae.